Adineta ricciae is the source of this 882-nucleotide messenger RNA. The record is from the annotation of a GenBank genome assembly. Lineage: Eukaryota; Metazoa; Rotifera; Eurotatoria; Adinetida; Adinetidae.
AUGGGUGCCUUUCGUCAUAUAAGAAAUAAAGCUGCUAGAAAUCGAGCUCGAUUCACAAUUGUUUCCAUAUCACUCGAACAUCGCGUACUGCCAAUAAAUGGCUACGACUAUUUCAUCGAUCGAAUACUAGGCCACGGUUCAUUCGGAGCUGUUUAUGCAGCACGACGAUCUAUUGAUGACAGUCCAGUGGCUAUCAAAGUCAUUUCGUUAGCAACGAGAAAUAAUGCACUAUCCGUGCAGAAUUCCGAAGCUGUUCUCAAUGAAAUUCGAAUGGCCAGACGAUUAGCGCAGACAUCGGAUCAUAUUAUUCAUAUGUACGAUUUCGAUUUCCAUUUUCAAACUGGCCUAUCUUUUAUUGUAAUGGAACUUGGCCAACAAGAUCUGGAGAAAUAUCUUUCACAACGACUGGUAAUGCCACCGUUAGAAAGAAAAGCGAUAUGGCAACAGUUAGUUGAUAUCGCUGUUACACUGGAAAUGAAUCUAAUUGUACAUUUCGAUAUUAAACCACAAAAUCUUGUCAUGUUUCCAGAUGGAACCGUCAAAUUGGUCGAUAUGGGCAUUGCACAGAAAGCAUACGGGAGAAGAAUGGGACCCAAUGGCAGUGCGCCAUACUCAGCACCCGAAGUAACGCUCAUACCACAACAUCACAUAACGUUGAAUACAUCAAAAGCUGAUGUCUGGUCAUGGGGAGCGGUGCUUUAUCGUAUGACGUAUAUGGCACCACCUGAUUAUCAUGAACCAUGUUAUCGUCCACCGUUAAAUCAACAUCAAACACGUGAUCUACAUCUUCACGAUAUACUUCGACACACACUUGUUCUUGAUUCCCAACAGAGACCGAAUGCAUUUUGGUUUCUGACACAUCCUUACACUUUAUUGCCUUAG